AACCUAAACCAUGCGUCGCUACUGGCACCGCUUGCUUCGGCUACGGAACCUCAUAUUCCUCGUCCUAAUCUUGAUAGUGCUAUACACGCUGAGGUCCUGGGCCGACAGCGAGCCGCCGGUGGUGGUGCCACACCUCAGUGCGUUAAGCGGCACCAAAAUUCCUAUAUUUGUUCCUAAAAGCAAAAAGAAAAUAGAUUGGCACAACUACAUACAAAUAGAACAGGAUGAAAAACGCACGGGUAUCGGAGAGCAAGGCAAGCCGGCAUCUUUGCCGUCAUCAGACGCGUCUCUGGAAGAGAGUCUUUACGCUGUGAAUGGCUUUAACGGAGCCCUUAGUGACAAGAUUCCUCUUAACCGGUCGUUGAGGGACAUCAGGCAUAAGUUGUGCAAGACCCGCUUGUAUAUAGAAUCACUGCCUACGGUGAGCGUGGUGGUGCCGUUUCAUAACGAGCACUGGAGCACCCUGCUCCGCACGGCGCAGAGCGUCGUGAACCGCUCGCCGCCGCAUUUACUUAGAGAAGUGUUGUUGGUGGACGACGCUAGUACCAAGGAUUUCCUAAAAGGCAAGCUAGACGCGUACCUAGCCGCGAACAUCCCUAAAGCCCGGGUCAUACGGCUGGACAAGCGCAGCGGGCUCAUCACGGCGCGGCUGGCGGGCGCGCGGCAGGCCGCGGCAGACGUGCUAGUGUUCCUGGACUCGCACACGGAGGCCACUGUCAACUGGCUGCCACCGCUGCUAGAGCCGAUAGCACUAGACUACCGCACGGCGGUGUGUCCGUUCAUCGACGUGAUCGACUACGCCACGCUGGAGUACCGCGCGCAGGACGAGGGCGCGCGCGGCGCCUUCGACUGGGAGCUGUUCUACAAGCGCCUGCCGCCGCUGCCCCGAGACCAGGCCCGCAUGCCGGAGCCCUUCCCGUCGCCGGUGAUGGCGGGCGGCCUGUUUGCGGUCUCGCGCGCGUGGUUCUGGCAGCUCGGCGGCUACGACCCCGGCCUCGACAUCUGGGGCGGCGAGCAGUACGAGCUCAGCUUCAAGAUCUGGCAGUGCGGCGGGCGCAUGCUAGACGCGCCGUGCUCGCGCGUGGGCCACAUCUACCGCAAGUUCGCGCCCUUCCCCAACCCCAACCACGGCGACUUCGUUGGCAAAAAUUACCGGCGAGUAGCGGAAGUGUGGAUGGACGAGUACGCGGAGUACCUGUACGCACGGCGGCCGCACUACCGCCUCAUCGACACCGGGGACAUCUCCGAGCAGAAGGCCAUCCGGCAGACGCUCAAGUGCAAGUCGUUCCGCUGGUUCAUGACACAGGUGGCGUUUGAUCUCACUGCCAAGUACCCGCCUGUGGAGCCAAAAGCGUUCGCGGAAGGAAGGAUCCGUCCAAUGGCCGCGCCAGACUUGUGCGCGGACGCCUACCACGGCAACAACAAGGAGACGGUUCUACUGAAGCCGUGCCAAGACGGGCUCAGCGAACAAGUGUGGGAGUUCAGCUGGCACAAGGACAUCAAAGUGAAAACUAGGAGGAUAUGCUGGGACCUGCCGGAGUCUUUGCCCAACAGUCCUGUGCAUCUAUUCGACUGCCACCUCGGCGGCGGCAACCAGGAGUGGCGGUACGACCCGAAAACGCACCAAAUCCGCAAGUCGGCCUCAAUAUGCCUAGACAGCUCGGCGGCUAACCAGCAGUUGUUCGUAUUCCCGUGCGACGCCAGCUCGGGGUCGCAGCGGUUCCUGGUCGAUCAGGUGGACCACGCCGCGCUGGCGCGCUGGGACUCGCUGCACCUCGCCGUCACUGGGCCCGAGGUGCCCGACUGGUACAUAGACCGCUAGCAGGUACGGGGGGAACUGACGGCCAACGAAACAAU
Messenger RNA from Cydia amplana, 1857 nucleotides. Its product is annotated as N-acetylgalactosaminyltransferase 6-like. NCBI's taxonomy places the organism in Eukaryota, Metazoa, Arthropoda, Insecta, Lepidoptera, Tortricidae. The coding region runs from base 11 to 1822 and encodes 603 amino acids. Gene Ontology annotation, molecular function: polypeptide N-acetylgalactosaminyltransferase activity. The record is from RefSeq and is a predicted model, not a curated record. The transcript is spliced from 13 exons. Gene Ontology annotation, biological process: protein O-linked glycosylation. Gene Ontology annotation, cellular component: Golgi apparatus.